GUAUGUGAAGCAAUAGACCUGGUUUUUUGUAAUCCCAUCAAAAUGUCCAUAGUCCUUGAUGUUAUCCAACAAGUUGUGUUGCAGAAAGCCUACGAUCUAACAUGCGAGGCAGCAAUUUUAGCCUUGAGAAAAUGUGGCAAACUGAAAAUAGAGGAUGGUAAAUCGAAACCAAAGCGGGAAAAGCCUCUACCUCCGGUCAAGCCUAUUGCCCAGGAAGUGGUUUCACCAAUGAAAGCUCCCGUGGCUAACACCAUUCCAAAAUAUACGGGACGGGAUAUGCCUCGAAAGAACUUUGGCUCCAUCGAUCCUCCCCAGUGCUCCUGCAUGCGUGUGUGCCGCGAUAGCUACUUCUCCUAGACGAAAAAGAACGCUU
Drosophila mauritiana is the source of this 373-nucleotide messenger RNA. RefSeq lists its product as uncharacterized. The coding region runs from base 43 to 357 and encodes 104 amino acids. The record is from RefSeq and is a predicted model, not a curated record. The transcript has 2 exons. NCBI's taxonomy places the organism in Eukaryota, Metazoa, Arthropoda, Insecta, Diptera, Drosophilidae.